AUGGGUGCUAUGGUUCCUUAUAGACAAACUGCUAUGGUUCGUUAUAGACAACCUCAACAAUUUCCUAGAAUUUUUACACCACAAUAUUCUUAUCCACAGGAAAUCGGACCAUAUAAAGGUUCAUCAUCUAUAACAUCUUGGAAAGUUCCUUGGAUAACAAAUAUAAUUAUUAGAACACGUCCUCAUCAAGGAAAAACUUGUAGCAGAUGUGGUGCUAUGGGUCAUACAAGUAGAACUUGUCAAAGAGUUUAUGGUAACCAUGCCAUAAGAAAUAAUGGAAGAAUAAGAAAAUCUGUAAAAAAAUACUUUGAAAAUCCUACAUUUAAUAUGAAUGUUUGUAUUUGUUGUGGUGAAAUUGGUCAUACUACAAGAAAUUGUCCUACACGAAAUGCUGGUGGUAGAGGAAUGGGUGCUGGUAAUUGUAUCAAUGCUGCGCAUUUAGCUGUGAUUAAAGGAGGUAUAGAUAAAUUUAAAAAAGCAUACAAUAUGGAAAGAAAACUCAUUCCUCAAUUUAUGUUGCCACCAAAUAUUAUACCCCAACGACAUAAUCUUUUAACAUAUUAA
Messenger RNA from Cetraspora pellucida, 564 nucleotides. NCBI's taxonomy places the organism in Eukaryota, Fungi, Glomeromycota, Glomeromycetes, Diversisporales, Gigasporaceae. The record is from the annotation of a GenBank genome assembly.